AUGGCCUAUGCGGGUCGAGAAAAGAUACGACCAUUUGCACCCCUGGGGAGUCUAGAUCUGUGUUCCUCACGGAAAGAGGUAAAGAGACCUGACAGGCUAAUUAGCCAGACUGUGGCAAAUGUGAGGCGAUCUGCUCUGGACAGGCAGAAGACACCGUUCGCCAAGCCUGCUACCCUUCAGUUCAGUGACUUUGCGAGCGGCCCCAAUCCCAUCCCCCUAAGCCCUGCCCUUGGUCAGACUUCGCAUGCCCCAGAACUCAGACUAUCAUACACCCCUUCUUCGUCCACCACUUUGCCCGCUAUAGCAACCGGUACAGCCGCAUCUAUAAUCUUGAACAGCACUCCUAUCGACGCUUCAAGUAGUUACACUCCCAUCAGCAGCACCAUUACACUCGCCACCACAUUAAACACUGACGGACUGUUCUGUCUCCCACCGCCUCACUUUUCGAUUUCAACAUCUUCACUUUCUGUGGUUGGUCCCAACGCACCGGGUCGCUCGAUUGCGACUUCAGCCACGACCAGUAGCCCCGUGGCUUUGCAUUUCUCUGCUAAAUCGUCAUUGAGAAAAACACUUCCAGGCGACUGGAAAUUCAGCAAAGCUACGGACUUUCAGACAUCCCCGGAUCAGGCUGGCAAUCAAGUGGUACAUUCAAGCUUCACGGCCCUCCUGCCAAAAGAAGCAUGCUCUCAGGCUCCAGCGAUUGCGCUUGAAGAGGUAAAAGUACCAGUCUGGACAAAUUUAAGCCCAUCCAACCCAGCCUCUGGCGUGCCUGGAAAAAAGCCGACUGAAUCCGCCAACCCGAACUCGAGAGAUCCUACUAAAGGAGGAAGACAUCCGCGACAGGGUCAGGGAGGCGAAGAGGUUAUCCAGAAAAGAAACAUCGACCAGGACUUCAGGCAUCCAGUACAAACUAGAGGUUCAGAACCUGUGGAUGCAAAGACUGAGAGCUGUCAAGGUGAAGACAUUUCGGAGCAAAUACAGGAUCAACUUGACGCGGAGGAGAAUCGUGGCGACGCAUUCCCACGAGGCGACGAGCUUCACUUGGACAGUCUAUCGCGGCUUAUUCAGCAACAGGAACAGUAUCAGGAAGACGUAAAACGACAGGCCUUCAGAUCUGCACCGCCGAUCCCCAGUUUUAGUGGACAGGGCUCUGUCAGCCUGACCCGGACUCUAGCCCCUGUCACACGAGCCCCUUUGAUGAUACCAUUGAAUGCACUCCAUGCACCCUCUCGGAAGUUGAGUGCUCUCUCCCAACAGGACCUGCUGGAGCUGUUGACUUUUUGA
Messenger RNA from Protopolystoma xenopodis, 1284 nucleotides. NCBI's taxonomy places the organism in Eukaryota, Metazoa, Platyhelminthes, Monogenea, Polystomatidea, Polystomatidae. The record is from the annotation of a GenBank genome assembly.